Messenger RNA from Dromiciops gliroides (monito del monte), 1690 nucleotides. RefSeq names its product Krueppel-like factor 16. The transcript is spliced from 7 exons. Lineage: Eukaryota; Metazoa; Chordata; Mammalia; Microbiotheria; Microbiotheriidae. The record is from RefSeq and is a predicted model, not a curated record. Gene Ontology annotation, cellular component: nucleus. The coding region runs from base 1 to 957 and encodes 318 amino acids.
AUGGAGCCCCCUGCUCAUCCCCCCACGCAGCAGUCCUCUUCCCCGACACUCAGCACUUUGCUUUCUAAGAGUUUCCUGGUGUCUCUUUUCUUUGCCAACAUUAAAGUGGAGAAGACGCCUGAAAAAAUAAGAACCAGAGGAAGUUUGUGGGAAUUGAGACUACAGAGGGUGGAAUGGACAAGGGACAUUCCAGAAGGAGUAAGAAGCAGGAGAUCCUCUGGAAGAAAAAAGUUAAUUGGCUUUACUCCAGGGGAUGCAGCGCUGUCUGUGGGGAGCCGCGGAGGUACAUGGGCUGAGAGGCCUCUGUCCCCAGCCCCUGAAGCCGGCUCCUCCCUGGGGUCCUGUGCCCUAGCCGAGAAUGACUUCCUUGGGCUCCAGGGUCUGGCUGGCCCUUUCUGGGAUGGUCACUGCCCCCGACCCCAGCUCCAGCCUCAGCCUGAGACAGGAGUGACUUCCCCAAGUCUGCAACCACAGCUAUUGCUGUUACCAGCCACGGCACAACCCCCUCACCAGUUCAAGGAGAGACUGUUCCCCUGCGGCGUGUGCGGAAAGAGUUUCCGGCGCUCUUCCACCCUGUCCACACACCUGCUCAUCCAUUCGGGCACGCGGCCCCACCCCUGCCCCUUCUGCGCCAAGCGUUUCCACCAGAAAUCCGACAUGAAGAAGCACACGUUCACCCACACCGGUGAGAAGCCCCAUCACUGCGGAGUGUGUGGAAAAUCCUUCAGCCAGAGCUCCAACCUGCUCACUCACUGUCGGCAGCAUGGGAUGAGCCGGCCCCUGCCUCGGAGGCCAAAGUACCCACCCUCACAGGAAUCCUCCUGCCUCAGAGAAUCACCGAACACCUCCCUGCCAGUCCUGAGCCCCAGGGAGGGGGGAGAGAAACUUGUCCCAAAAGCCCUGUUCUCCACUUUCCCAACCACACCAUCACCAUCAGCAGCAAUGGGCGAGUUUUAAUGCAACCUAUGUGGGAAACCCCAGAUCCAAAAGUUCCAGACAGCCCAAUCCCCCAAACACAGCAGCUCCAGUUCCACCGCCUCAUCUUUAUUACAAACUAAAAAGGCCUUAGAAAACAAGCCAGCACACCACACACAGACUCUGGGUCCACGGGAGCAAACCAGCAGGGACAAUCUACAUCAUACCUACAGAGUAUGGGAUUGAGGAGUUUGCCAGGCUAGUAGCCUUCGGGCACUCAGAUAGAAGGGAGUUAGGAAGCUAGAACAUCAACAGGGUUUUCCCUCUGCCCAGUUCCCCCUGCUACAAAACUACAGCUGGGAAAAUAGGCAAAAUGCAGGUAUCAAACAGGCUGGGACCUUCAGUUCAGAGGGCACAGUGGUCCUUUGGAUGGGGUGGGACAAGGGUGGCUCAGUGGAAGGUCUCCACCUCCACUACAGUCCAGUCUCCCUGUGGUGAGGCAACAUCAUCUGGGGAGAAGCUAGUGACAGAGGUGAUGCUUGCCCGGGACUCAUCCAGAGGGGAGAGCAGUUCAGCCCAGCGGCCCAGCUCAGCAUCACUCAGAGCCGGGCGGCCACCCCCAGGGCCCUGCCUGGCUCCCCCGGGGCCCUCUGCAGCCAGCAGCAGUGUCCGGCUCAGCAACUGCUGCACUACACUGGCCUGCAAUGCUCCCAGCUGCAGCUCACCCACUCGAGCUGGCUUGGGACCACGAGGGGCUGGGGGCAUCUUCUCCACU